Suillus discolor is the source of this 1356-nucleotide messenger RNA. RefSeq lists its product as uncharacterized. Bases 1 to 1356 code for a protein of 451 amino acids. NCBI's taxonomy places the organism in Eukaryota, Fungi, Basidiomycota, Agaricomycetes, Boletales, Suillaceae. The record is from RefSeq and is a predicted model, not a curated record. The transcript is spliced from 3 exons.
AUGAGUGGGCAAAAGUUGCUCGCUGUCCCUAACACGGACGAUAGCAUACCUAUCUCCAAGCGUCUGCAAUUUUUGAGAGACAAAGCUCACGCAUGGUUCAAGGUUGACCUCCACUCCUUCAAAACGGUCCCCAUAACAAUGUCACAGCGAUUUCAGGAAAAAAUUCACAUUGUUGCUGGUGGGCAUCUCUACUUGUGGAGCAAACAAAAAGAUACGGCUAUGAUCGUUCCAGUACUUCCAAAGCCCUCACAACAGCCAAUCCGGCGAAACUGGCUCCCAGGAACGUUGUGUUCGGUUCCAAACUCACACAACCUUGAUGUAUUUAUGGACCCAGCACAAAACCUGAUCGCUGUCGCUUAUGUCGUUGAUCACAAGACGGUCUAUAUUAACCUUGGAACCCUGGAUGGUGAUGGUGUUCACCCUCAGGCUGCUGGAGAGAGACUGUUUCUGUCGGACGACUCAGAAACCCGCUCUGAAACGAGAAGUGCAAAGCUCAAAGGCGUGGCAGCUGCAGAUUUGAGACUGGAAAUACUCAACAACAUCCAGUUACCCAAACGGUCCUACACCGCAAUUGAUUUUUGUUUCCUCGGGAACAAUCGAUUGCUGGUUACAACCGAUAACUUGAAUCUCUAUUCAAUUGAGGACAUGUCCCAGCCGCCGGAAUUGCUGGCGUGUUUCUUGAUGCCCAAGCUAAUGGAGUUACGGUGCCUCUCUCCGAUAGAUGAUAUUGGGCAUAGUUCAGAGUCGCAUAUGCAAGCCCAAUCGACGAUGUACACCUCAGACCCUACACAUCAACUCAUAUGCCUUACCGCGCUUGCUACUGGUCGCAGUCUCCUUUCUAGUACUCAAUUCUUCAUCAUUUCUACGAGGAUUUUCUUCGACCUCGACGGAAUGGCAGCAGCAACGCCAAUACCAUGGCAACAUUGGGGCCCUUCAAAUACUCGUGUUUUCCGGCACUAUUAUAAUUUCAAAAUUCACAUUAACGGGAAUCGGGUCUUGCAGGCAUUCCCUGUUGACCCACGAGCAGAAAAGUGGGAGCCCGUAUUACAUUUGAUGGACUUUAGCCCGCUAGCUGUGACAAACAGGCGGGGUCUAGGACGAGUGGUGAAAGAGCCAUCCACGGCAUACAUCAGUGACUCUAACGAUGAAUUUGGAGAGUGCUUGACCACAUCCCUACCUUACGUCAAGGUCGUAUUUUCGGACAGAAAGUUCGAUUCUGAUGAUUCAGAGUUGCAGAACAUAUGGAUCGACAAGGAUAGAAUUUAUACGCUCAAUGCAGACAAGGAACCAUGGUUCGGUGGCCAUCCGCUUUUGCGAGCAGGGUCUACUAGCAAACUUGAGGUCAUUGACGUCUAG